GGUGAUUCGGUGAAGGAUACUAUUGACAGAUACAGUGAACAUGGAUGCUAGAACCAAAAUGCAAGAAAGCAGUUCACAGUUGUCUGCCACUUCAUAUCAAAGCGUCCCAACUUUCCCUCUUCAUUCAACCAAUGACAAAGCUAUUCCCCUUCUAGGUUUUGGCACAGCCGAAUACCCUUUCGGUGCUUCCAUUGAUACCAUGAAACAAACCAUUCUCGAAGCUAUCGAAGUAGGGUACCGUCACUUCGAUACGGCUGCUCUUUACCAAACUGAACAGCCUUUAGGUGAAGCAAUAUCAGAUGCUCUUCGUCUACGGUUAAUCAAAUCCAGAGACGAACUCUUUAUCACUUCCAAGCUCUGGUGUAGCGAUGCACACCAUGAUUGUGUUCUCCCAGCACUCAAAAAAACACUCAAAAAUUUGAAGUUGGAAUAUCUUGAUCUGUAUCUGAUUCACUGGCCAGUGAGCGUGAAGCCUGGGGAAUAUGAGUUGCCUGUUAAGAAGAAGGACCUUGUUCCUAUUGAUCUAAAAUCUGUGUGGGAAGCAAUGGAGGAGUGUCAAGCUCUUGGCCUAACAAAAUCUAUAGGAGUAAGCAAUUUCUCCUGCAAGAAACUCGAAACUAUCCUUUCCACUGCCAAAAUCCCACCUGCAGUGAACCAAGUGGAGAUGAACCCAAUGUGGCAGCAAAAGAAACUGAGGAAGUUUUGCGAUGAGAAGGGCAUACUUAUCGAGUCUUACUCUCCUUUGGGGGCAAAAGGAACGCUGUGGGGAACAAAUCGGGUGAUGGAAUGUGAGCUACUCAAGGAAAUUGCCCAAGCCAAGGGAAAAUCGCUUGCUCAGGUUUGUUUGAGAUGGGCAUAUGAACAAGGAGUAUGUGUGCUUGUGAAGAGCUUCAACAAGGAAAGGAUGAAACAAAACCUUGAUAUCUUUGAUUGGAAGCUCAGUGCUGAGGAGUCUCGCAAGAUAAGCCAACUUCCACAGUUCAAAGGGUUUCCAGCUGGGGAAUUUGUAUCAGAUGAUGGUCCUUACAAGUCUCUUGAAGAGCUUUGGGAUGGAGAGAUUUGAUUUUCAUUAUCUACUGGAUUUAUUACAAAUAAACCAAAUGGACCCAUAUGCAGAUCUUUAUAGUUUGGUGGUAUUGUGUAUAUAUGGGACCAUCAUUUUAUUGUGUUGGAACCAGCAUUUAGCAGACGAGAACUAUGGGGACAAUAAAAUGUGAUUGUGGAGCUUAUUGAGUCAA
This is a messenger RNA of Gossypium raimondii (Peruvian cotton), 1238 nucleotides long. Its product is annotated as non-functional NADPH-dependent codeinone reductase 2. Gene Ontology annotation, cellular component: cytosol. The coding region runs from base 41 to 1063 and encodes 340 amino acids. The record is from RefSeq and is a predicted model, not a curated record. The transcript is spliced from 3 exons. NCBI's taxonomy places the organism in Eukaryota, Viridiplantae, Streptophyta, Magnoliopsida, Malvales, Malvaceae. Gene Ontology annotation, molecular function: aldose reductase (NADPH) activity.